UGACCCACUUGACCUAAAUAGAGAGCGUCAAGUAGCACACAGACGUGUGCUGGUGCUGUGUUAGUGGAAGAUUUAACAGUGAACCUACAUUUGACAGAAAUUCAGGCUAAACUCAAGUACUACUACACUUGAGACGAUGUCGGACUACCACAAGAAGAUGAUGAACUAUUUCGGCGCCGGUGGUGUCAUGUUAAGCUUGUCCCUGGCAAGGGAGUUGGGCGUGGUGAAGAUGUUGAUGGAAGCCAAAGUCCCUCUCACAUCACAGCAGGUGGCUGACAAGCUGAACCUCAGAGAAAGGUAUGUGCGUGAGAUACUUGGUUCACUCGCUGUCGGGGAGGUCAUCAGCGUGGACGACUCGUCCACCCAGUUCCAUGUUCCAGAUGACCGCAAGGCCACAUUCAAUGCAAUAUCCGUGUUUUCCAGAUUUUUGCCACAGUUUGGUUUGAGACAUGCCAGUAUCAAGGACUGUGCUCAACAACGGAACACUGGUGGAAUAGUCUACAGUCAAACCCCUGGGCUUUUUGAAACAUUGACAGACAUUUUGGUCGUAGUCAAGAAAGAUAUGAUUGAUACAGAUAUCCUGUCUGCCAUUCCUCUGUUGCUGCCAAAGUUAGAAUCCGGAAUCAAGGUUGCGGAAUUUGGUUGUGCAACUGGGAUAAUUUUAAACAAAUUAGCUUCGCGAUUCAAGAACAGCACCUUCCUUGGUUCUGAUGUAGCAAGCGUGCCAUUGGUUCAAGCCAGAGAGGAAGCAAGCAACCAGGGCCUUCAGAAUGUCACUUAUGACACAGACAAUAUUGAAACUAUAUCUGAAAGCUACAAGGAGAGUUUUGAUUGGAUACUAACCCGUCUAGUUAUUCAUGACUUAACAUAUCCACAGAAAGCCUUAAACGAGAUUUACCAGUGUCUGAAACCAGGGGGUAUUUUCAGCAUGAUUGAGGUUGGAAUAGAGGGAGGCAUAACUGGCAACAUUGCUAAUGCUUCAGCUAUGUUCUACUACUCGGCGAGCACAUUCUUGUGUAUUCCGGAAAGCUUGCGCAGGCCUGACUCUGCAGCACUUGGGGCUACAUGGGGUGCAUCUUUGGCAAGAGAGAUGGUUGCUAAAGCCGGUUUCACCAUCAUCAACGAGUCUGUGAGUCACACAGAUGAGCAUGAGAUACACUUUGUCUGUCAGGAGUAG
Molecule: messenger RNA, 1177 nt
Organism: Haliotis rufescens (red abalone)
Lineage: Eukaryota; Metazoa; Mollusca; Gastropoda; Lepetellida; Haliotidae
Exons: 5
Coding region: 137-1177 (346 amino acids)
Source: RefSeq, a predicted model, not a curated record